This is a messenger RNA of Pygocentrus nattereri (red-bellied piranha), 2402 nucleotides long. RefSeq lists its product as uncharacterized. NCBI's taxonomy places the organism in Eukaryota, Metazoa, Chordata, Actinopteri, Characiformes, Serrasalmidae. The record is from RefSeq and is a predicted model, not a curated record. The transcript has 5 exons. The coding region runs from base 413 to 1126 and encodes 237 amino acids.
GAGCUCUCCCUGAGAUUGGGAAAUGGAAACUAAAACACUCACACGCGCACACAGAGUCACAUACUUUCUUUUAGAGGAAACAGUGAGUGCUUGUGACUUUCACUUUCCGCAAAAGAGGUUUGCCUUCGCUCUGCUGCUGCUCCUCUUUGCCAAAGAUCGUCUGUUUUGCCUACAGGAAUGAGCAGGUUUGCCCAGGACACAUCCCAUUGCAGAAUCUGGCCACACCCCUUUCCUGCCCAGCGGUGGGCAGAGGUUUGAGGGGAAGUUCAGCCUUUAAAAGCCUCCCUCUACUUUUUGGGAGCAGUCAGCCACCGCCCUCACAUACACGCACACCCCCUUGGACACCUUCAGCCUGAGCUGCAUCACUAAGUUCCAGCCACAGUAAGUAGUCGUGAAAGGACUAUUUUUCUUUAUGAGGAUGGCCAGCUCCAAGUCUUCACAGACAACGCGCAACAUCAUCAUUGCCUGCCUGGCUCUGUGGUCCAUCAUCUCACUCAUUACCAUUGUGGUGUGGGCAACCUCGCCAGACAUGAAGGGGGCCAGCCAGUGCAGAGCCGAACUGCAGGCCCUGCAGAACACUUUUGACACGGAAAAGGCGGUGCAGGCUAAAAACAAGCUGGCGCUGGAGGAGAUGGUGAGGCAUGGCUGGGCCAACCAGACUAAGUUGCUGUCCCGCAUUGACCAGCUGAACGACCAGCUGAAGCAACUUAACCUGUCCCUGGAGGCGUGCCAGCAGGAGAACGCCGCUCUGAAUGCAAACAUCACUUCACUGGAGAACGAUAUUGAGUUUCACAAGGCUAUCGAGGCAAACCUAACAGCACAAAUCUCCCAGCAACAAGAUCUGAUUGAAAACCUACAGCUUAACCUGACCCAGGUGGUCAGUAAACUGGAGUCCUGUUCUGCACAGACCAAAGCUGCUCAGCUUCUCCAGUUAUCAGCUGAGAAACAACAGCAGGCCUGCCAGACCAGAAAUCAGCACUUAGAAAAACAAGUGACAAAGUGCAAACAACAGUCCAAGACGGAAUCUACCCAUGAAUCUCAGACCGUUAAUGAUGGACCCCCUGGACCAACAAGUGGUACUGCCAUGGUCGUGAUUGUUUGCAUCAGUCUGCUUUUGAUACCUUAGCGGAGCUGAAGAGAUAACAAGGUGAUUGGGUACAUAUUUCAGUACAACACUGUUUCAAGACACCAGUACAAGGUGCACGUAUAACCUGGACUUGAAGCACUCUUUUACUUUCGUAUGGAAAAGCACUGCUGUAAAAUAGAUGGAAAUGUUCUGUUACUAAAUAAGGAUCCCUAUAUGUAUUUCUAUUUGAAAACAAAACAGUGAAAUAUAAUUAGACCAGCUGUCUUUUACCAUUCUAAUUCGAACCCAGUCUUUGUUUUGUUUUGGUCUAAGCUUAGAAGAAACAAUGGUUUGCUUGUUGGCCUGCAGUUUAGGCUAUUUAUUCAUGCUGGAGAUACUGUAAAGGUAACAUUAAUUUCAAUAACUCUUGAGAUUUAGGACCACAUCUUCAGGUUCUAUAUGUCUGCCAAAACACAGACCAUUCCAUUCCAAAGAACUAGCCUCAUUCACAGAUCACCAGUGUAUACCAUGACCUGUUGAGCUUUUAUUUGCGCUGAUAUGGUAGGGUUUGUGAGUUGGGUGGAGUAAAUGUUUCUUGUUGACCAGGGCAUUAGGCCUAAAUGGAAGAGUUCCCAUUACCUUAAAACAAACCAGUGCAGUGAGUUAGUCAUAAGUGGUGCCUAGUGACGAGUCUCUUUAUCAGGCUGUAUGACCUUCAUCUGACAUGACUAGAUCAAUUGCUUCUCUGGCAAACCCUAAAGCUAUCUAUUUGUAAGAGGUAUCCUGAACUUAGGAUGCACUCUUCUAAAAUAUUGAGAGUGCUUAAGGGCAUGAGUUGGCCUGCAGCAGAUUUAUGACCUACUGGGAUGAUUAUGAAGGUCUGUUCAUUUACACCUCAAGCAGUAGCAUCAAUAGAGGUAAGAGAGCUACUCCAGUGCUUAUUUCUUAUUCAGAAAUGAAGAAACAAGAACGAUGUACAACAGCAUCUGACCAGAGAGGUUUUAGGACAUGGGUGUCAGACUGGGUUUCUUCAAAGCCAAAACUCUGAAGGGAUAUGGUAAUGAGUCAAAUCAGGUCUUUUUUUUUUUUUUAAUAAUUUUUACCCGAUUUUUCUCCCCAAUUUAAUCACCUCCAAUUCCACCCACUAGUUAAGACUCCCCCAAUCACACAAUGCUACCAACACGAGGAGGUUGAAGGCUUCACAGGCUUCCUGUGAAACCAGCCACCGCUUCUUUUCUUUUCGCCGCUCACGCAACGUCAGCCAAAUGCGCUCGGAGGAAAGCACCAACCGCCAAAUCUGUUACGUCAGCUAACAGACGCCUGCACUGACUAGCAU